AUGUAUGUUGAUCUACCAUUUGAUGAAUUAAAAGUAGAUCCAAAUCAAAAGAAACGUAUUGCAUAUUUUUAUGAUGCAGAUAUAGGGAAUUAUGCUUAUGGUGCUGGGCAUCCAAUGAAACCACAUCGUAUAAGAAUGGCACAUUCAUUAAUUAUGAAUUAUGGAUUAUAUAAAAAAAUGGAAAUUUAUCGUGCUAAACCAGCUACAAAACAAGAAAUGUGUCAAUUUCAUACAGAUGAAUAUAUUGAUUUUAUAAGUCGAGUUAAUCCUGAUAAUUUAGAUUUAUUUACUAAAGAACAAAUUAAAUUUAAUGUUGGUGAUGAUUGUCCAGUAUUUGAUGGAUUAUUUGAAUAUUGUGGUAUAAGUGGUGGUGGAUCAAUGGAAGGUGCAGCAAGAUUAAAUCGUGGGAAAUGUGAUAUUGCUAUCAAUUAUGCUGGUGGAUUACAUCAUGCUAAAAAAUCAGAAGCAAGUGGAUUUUGUUAUUUAAAUGAUAUUGUUUUAGGUAUAAUUGAAUUAUUAAGAUAUCAUCCAAGAGUUUUAUAUAUUGAUAUUGAUGUUCAUCAUGGGGAUGGUGUUGAAGAAGCAUUUUAUACUACUGAUAGAGUUAUGACUUGUUCAUUUCAUAAAUAUGGGGAAUUUUUCCCAGGUACCGGUGAAUUAAGAGAUAUUGGAGUUGGCAAAGGGAAAUAUCACGCAGUUAAUGUCCCAUUAAGAGAUGGUAUUGAUGAUGCUACUUAUAAAUCUGUAUUUGAACCUUUGAUUACUAAAAUUAUUGAAUGGUAUCAGCCAUCAGCUAUUGUUUUACAAUGUGGAGGUGAUUCUUUAAGUGGGGAUCGAUUGGGAUGUUUUAAUUUAUCUAUGAAUGGUCAUGCAAAUUGUGUUAAUUUUGUCAAAUCUUUUAAUAUUCCAUUAAUGGUUCUUGGUGGAGGUGGUUAUACCAUGAGAAAUGUGGCACGUACCUGGGCAUAUGAGCUGGGAUUAUUGAAUAAUGUUAAAUUACCCAAUGAAUUACCUUAUAAUGAAUAUUAUGAAUAUUAUGGUCCAGAUUAUAAAUUAGAUGUUCGACCUUCUAAUAUGUUUAAUCAAAAUUCCCCUGAAUUUUUGGACAAGAUUUUAUUGAAUAUAAUAUCCAAUUUGGAAAAUACCAAACACGCUCCUUCAGUUCAAAUGAAUGAAGUUCCAAACGAUCCUGAAGAUUUGGGAGAUGUCGAAGAAGAUACAGCUGAAGCAAUGGAUACUAAAGGUGGAUCCGAAAUGAACCGUGAUUCUCAAAUACAACCAGAUAAUGAAUUUUAUGAAGAUGAUGAUAAAGAUAAAGGUGAAAAGGAUAUAAGUAAUAACAAAGACGAAGAUGCAAUGGACAUCGAUAAACCAGAGGAAGCCAAGCCAGAAGAAUCCAAGCCAGAGGAAGCCAAACCAGAGGAAGCCAAACCAGAGGAAGCCAAACCAGAAGAAGCCAAGUCAGAGGAAGCUAAACCAGAGGAAUCCAAGCAUGAGGAAACUAAACCAGUGGAAGCCAAGCAUGAGGAAUCUAAACCAGAGGAAUCUAAACCAGAAGAAUCUAAGCCAGAGGAACAACCAGCACCAGUCGAGGAACCAAAAUCAAUCGAAGAAGUUAAAACAGCUGAUGAAUCUAAGCCAUCUGAAGAAACCAAGCCAGAGACCAUUACUCUCGAGGAAUCUAAAUCUCAAGAGCCACGCGCAGAAGAAGAACCCAAACCUGAAGAGCCAAAAGAAUCCAAACCAGAAGAUGCUAAACCAAUAGAUGAAGAUCAUCCAAUGGAAGAUGCUAACAAACCAACUGAGGAGGAAUUGAAAGAAAUUGAAGAAUUAAACAAAGAAGAGUAG
This is a messenger RNA of Candida tropicalis MYA-3404, 1848 nucleotides long. It is a transcript of the gene RPD31, whose product is annotated as histone deacetylase. Gene Ontology annotation, molecular function: histone deacetylase activity. The record is from RefSeq and is a predicted model, not a curated record. Lineage: Eukaryota; Fungi; Ascomycota; Pichiomycetes; Serinales; Debaryomycetaceae. Bases 1 to 1848 code for a protein of 615 amino acids. The transcript has a single exon.